Messenger RNA from Sodiomyces alkalinus F11, 828 nucleotides. RefSeq lists its product as hypothetical. The coding region runs from base 1 to 828 and encodes 275 amino acids. The record is from RefSeq and is a predicted model, not a curated record. The transcript has 6 exons. Lineage: Eukaryota; Fungi; Ascomycota; Sordariomycetes; Glomerellales; Plectosphaerellaceae.
AUGGAUGCUCUACCACCGGGCGCCGAUUUAUCUCAGAUUCCUCUAGCCGAGAACCCGAGCGGCGCUCCGCCAAAUUUUACUGAUGGACCUUCUCUCAUCGUCGCCGUCCAAGCAGUCGGCAUCUCGCUGGGCUCCAUUGCGCUUCUGCUAAUUGUCCUACGGCUGUCUGUUUGGUAUCGACUCAAACGUCCUUUCGGUCUGGACGAUGGUUUUGUCGUGAUCGCGUUUAUAAUCGCUGCUGGGUACACUGGAGUUGUGUGUAGUACGGAGGCCGUCUCGAGACAUGCUUGGGACACGCCGUUAAGCGCCAUAGACGAAGUGUAUCUCAAGUGCGGAAGACCCGAAGCUGAUCAGUCGGUACAGAAACUCUUCGUCACCAGCCUCCUCUAUGGCCCUAUGCUCUUCUUCUCCAAAGUAUCGAUCCUGAUCCUCUACCACCGCAUGUUCCGGCCUGAGCGCUGGUUCAGAAUUUGUCUGUACAUCACUCUCGCCAUCCUGUUCGGGGCGUACUGGAUGACUGUACCUCUGUGUUUCUAUUACUGCAUGCCGCACAAUGGAGAAGCGUGGGACCUCAGCAUCCUGCCGAAAUGCAGCCACCUGGCUACCCCUGGCUUGGUUCAGGCUGGGGUGAACAUCGCAGCAGAUAUCGCCAUCUUCGUGUUGCCGCUUCCCAUCGUCCUGAAGCUUCAACUGCCCACGUCGAAGAAGAUUGGUAUUGCCGCCAUAUUUGCAACUGGUUUCUUUGCGUUGACGGUAUACUACCGCGUGAUGAUCAUCGAGGGCGCCGACGGCACAUGGGCCGGCGCGCAGACCUUCAUCUGCAUGUGA